UAAGCUCGGGGGGGGGGGGGGGUUGCGUGCUUUCCACCUAGCUGCUGCUUUAGCUGCUGCUUUCGCCAAGCGGAUGUUUGUCGCUUCCGUGCGCCGGAAGUUUGAGUUCACGUGAUAUCGGAAUAAUCGGAAAAACGGUUCUUCUUCUUUUUCUUGUGGCGUUUGUUGGCUGAGUCACUUAAACACGAAUGAAUAUGUUGUUUCCAUAAUGGUUGCACCCAGAAUUAAUAUAUGUUUUUAUCAUAAUAAGCAUUAUUAUCGGUGCCUAUUAUUAUUGUUUCUUGUUAUCGGUAAUUGGAAUGUUGUUAUUACAUUCUUAUUUACUUAGUUUCUCCAGUAUUAUUAUUGUUGUUGUAUUGUUUUGUCAAUAUUUUGUCUCUUAUCUUGCAAAGUUGCAUAAAAUAUAUAUUUGUACUGACAUGUCACACAUUAUACAACGACCUGUCAAUGUGUUGUUUAAAACACAUAGAAUACUACACAGUUUGUCGAUGUUUCUUUUUGUUGUUCUGUUUUUUGUCCACACACCGACUCCAUAACUCGGGGAAAUGGGAUCCUCCGAGGAGCACCUGAACGCGCACGGGUAUGACAACAACAUGGCGCCACUGUUUAUACCGGUUUAUACACAUGUUAGCAGUGGGUGAGUGUGCACCGUGAGAUAAAGGUCAAAGAUGGAUGAGAGGGUCGCGGCCGCGGAGGGGAUUGACUGGGGAGAAAGUGGAGCUGAAGAGGACAUGUCUGAUCGGGACAAACCUUUAUUAAAGAGCGUCCACACUGAUCUUCCUCUGCCCCUCUCCUGUCCUGUGAAAUACACACUGAUCAAAGGGGACUAUCUCUACUUCCAUUAUGGCUGCGAUGGACAAGAUGACAGAGGCUGGGGAUGUGGCUACCGCACCGUCCAGACGAUGGCCUCCUGGAUCCGCCACAACUUGUCUCCACCGAAGCACCAGAGCAGACCCCCACCCAGCCUCCCAGAGAUCCAGCGGGCCUUGGUGGCCAUGGGGGACAAGCCGGGCUCCUUCUCGGGCUCCAGGGACUGGAUCGGAACCUUCGAGGCCUCCCUGGUUCUGGACUAUUUCUAUGACGUCCCCUGUAAGUUGGUGCACAUCAGGGGUGGAGAGGCACAGCUGGAGCAUGUCGCAGCGGAGGAGCUCCAUCAGCACUUUGAGAAGCAUGGUUCUCCGGUCAUGAUGGGCGGGGACAGGGACAAUUCCUCUAAAUGUGUAGUGGGGGUGUGCACCGGGGACACGGGGAGUCACUUGCUGGUCGUUGACCCUCACUACUAUGGACGUCAGCUGGAGAAGACAGAGCUGCAGAGACGAGGGUGGGUGGUGUGGAGAAGAGUGUCCUCUUUGGACCAGAGUUCUUUCUAUAAUCUGUGCUUGCCUCAGACUGCCAAAAAACUAACGUAAACUGGAUGGCAGACCUAUGACACAAACAAAGUAGUUGUUAUUUGUGUGGAUGAACGAUCGGAAAUCCGGGUAUUUAUCAUCUAUGUGCCAUAGAAAGUUAAUGUGUUGUCAGUAUGUAUGUUGACAAGGAGCUGCAGCGCCACCCUGUGGAUAUAGUUAGAGUAUGUUAUGGUGUGGUGAUCAAUUUAUUUUUCAAAAUAUAAUAUCACGUUGAAUCCAAGAUCUUCUUCGAUACAUAUACAGUGUCUCACUCACUGUUUUUUUCUAUUGUGUCAAAACUAAAUGCAUUUCUGGGUUGAUUUUAAUUACUUCCAAUUCUUUCCAUUUUGUUAGUUUGAAGUUGAGUAGCCAGAUGAUUAAAAAUGGACUAGAUGCCAUCAGUAUUUACUUUAGUCAUUGUAAACUUAGGAAAAUAAUCUUUUGUGACUGUAUUUAUUAUUAUAGACUGAUUUAAAAUAUCGGACAAGAUGGUGAAUGUCCCUUGUACGCUGUGGGACAUUCACCAUCUUCUAUCCUAUAUUCUUAACACUAGGUUUUAUUGGACAUUUAAUUUUACUUUUGACCAUCAGUUAAUCGCAAAAAGUACUAAAGAUUCAAUUGUUCAAGCUUCACAAAUAUGAGGAUUUUUGGCUUUUUCAUAAAUAAAUAAAAAUCCACAUUUUGUA
Molecule: messenger RNA, 2074 nt
Organism: Platichthys flesus (European flounder)
Lineage: Eukaryota; Metazoa; Chordata; Actinopteri; Pleuronectiformes; Pleuronectidae
Gene: ufsp1
Product: UFM1-specific peptidase 1 (non-functional)
Exons: 1
Coding region: 669-1409 (246 amino acids)
Source: RefSeq, a predicted model, not a curated record